Messenger RNA from Tetrahymena thermophila SB210, 5672 nucleotides. RefSeq lists its product as hypothetical. The transcript is spliced from 12 exons. Lineage: Eukaryota; Ciliophora; Oligohymenophorea; Hymenostomatida; Tetrahymenidae. The record is from RefSeq and is a predicted model, not a curated record. Gene Ontology annotation, molecular function: protein binding.
UUUCUUUCCUCUACAACUAAUCAUAUCAAUUAAAUAAUAAAAAAUAUAAAAACAAGCACUAUACACUUUAUAUAUAAAGUAAUACACAAUACUAAAUAAUAAUUAUACCUACUGUUGGAUAGAACUUGUUCUAAUACCAUUUAUCCAUGCGAAAACUUAAGAAAUAAAUUUUAAUUACUAUUUUAUACUUUUUAGUGUAAUGCUUUGUUGAAGUAUUAACAGUUGAGGUAGUGGUUGAAUAAAGUUUAAUUUAAGACUCAAGUUUUGAUACAACUGGUUACUCAAGUUCAUCAACUUAAUCCUGUAGUAAAACUUCUGUAUCUGAAGUAAAUCAUAAGUUUUUAGGACCAAUUAGAAGCUCGAGCCCUGUAACAAAAACGUAUACUAAUCUUCCUCAACAUUUUUUAGCAUCUGUUAGAAUUGAUUUUGUUCUUGUUGAUAAUUGGUAUUAAGAUCUAUUUAAUCUAUACUUUGAUGGUAAGUUGAUCACUGAAUAAAAUUAUAGUGCGGAUUCUGGCCGUGAUUUUUGCGGUUCUUCUCCAGAUGAUAGGUUUUAUAGAGGUUAUUGGUCUAUGCCACACACAGCCUCUACUCUUACUCUUAAAGUAGAACUUUAAGAUGUUAAUGGUAAUCCAGAUAAAUAUAUUUUAUUUAGAUAGAUCUAAAUCUCCCUUGAUACUUGUGACUAAAGCUGCUCAACUUGCUAUGGAAGUUAAUAUACCAACUGCUUGACAUGUCCUAAUGGAGUGACAGAUGGAAGUGAUAGAUGCUAUUGUCCAACUAAUCAAUAUGCAUCCAAUUAACAAUGUGUAGCUAGUUGUCCUACAGGAUAAGCUCCUGACAUCAAUGGAUUCUGUCAACCAUAAUGCACUCCUCCUUAAUUUUAAUUUUAAGGGAUUUGCAUUACACCAGAUCCUAAUGUUAAAAAUAUUUAAUAUUAACUAGCUUAUGGUUUGUUUUCAAACAACUUUUCUGCUAUAACUAUCUUUAAUAUGGGUUGGAAAAUAUAUAAUAUGGGAUAAGUAGGAGUUUUUUCUGAUUGUGGAACCAAUAGAAUAUUCGGAGGUUUUGCCAUCGUUAACAAAGGUACAUACAUGGAAAUUGUUUUUGCAAAUCUUCCUAAACAUUAUAACGUAAAAAUUAUGCUUAAGGCUCUGAUGAUUGAUUGGGAUAGUAAUGCAAAUGUUACAAUAAGUAUAGAUGGGACAGUUGUAGAAACACUUACUGCACCAUCAUCUGGUGGUACAUAAAUAUGUGGAAAUACAAACAAGAAUGACUAUGUUUAUACUUUAAAUAAACCUGCAUAUACACAUUCUAAUGCGUAGCUAACUGUUACGAUUAAUACUAAUUACUAAAAUACAGAUGUUUACACUUUUGGAUUUGGAAUUAGAGAAAUAUAAAUAUAUUUAGAUUCGUGUCCACAAAACUGUUAAUAAUGUGAUGCAACUGGCUGUAUUAACUGCUUCCAAAAUUUUUUACUAUACAAAGGUAAGUGCUAUUCUCCUUGCCCAGCAAAAACAUUCCCAAUUGCAACAUUAGCUAUACCUAUUUGUUAAGACUGUUAUUCAAACUGUGCUUCAUGUUCAAUAGGAAACGCAUCCAAUAACUGUGAUACUUGUAACACAGGUAACUUUUUACUCUUAGGAACUUGUGUUUCAGAUUGUGGAGAUUAUUAUUAUGCUGAUACCAACAAUGUAUGCCAAUAAUGUGAUUAAACUUGUCUUAGAUGUUCGGGUCCUCAAGCUGAUAAUUGUACAAAGUGUUCAUCACCUCUCUAUUUAGAUAAAACUAGUAACAGAUGUGUAUAGGGUCCAAACUGUCCUUCAGGUACAUAUCCAGAAGUUUCUAAUAGAACUUGCAUGCCUUGUAAUGUAGUUUGUCUAACCUGUAAUGGAAGUUCUAGUACUAACUGCCUUACUUGUACUAAUUAUUUAGAUGUUAACACAUGCGUCUCAUAAUGCUCAGUUGGAAAAUAUGCAUACAGUUUAACAAAAUCUUGUAAACCAUGUGACCCUAAUUGCUACGCUUGUAAUAUUUAGGCUACAAACUGUAUUCAAUGCAGUGCUCCAAAUUUUUUAGAUAAUUCCAAGUGUUCACCGAAUUGCUCGGCUGGCAAAUAUGGUGAUACUACUGAUAGAGUAUGCAAAGUAUGUCCUAAUAACUGUACUAAUUGCUUAUCAGGAUCUCUUUCUGAUUGCACUGGAUGCUCUUAGGGUUAUUUUUUAACUAUCCUAAACACAACAUUAAUUUCAGGUACUUGCGGAUUAAGUUGUGCUAGCGGUUUUUGGACUGAUACUACAUAUAAUUAAUGUAAGCCUUGCUUUAGUAAUUGCGCUACUUGUAAUCCUCCAGGAACAUAAAACUCAUGUUUAACAUGUAAUGCUAACUUUUAUCUUACUGUCUAAAGCAGUUGUGAUGCUAAAUGUCCAGAUAGAUUCUUUCCAGACACUACUAAUUUAGUCUGUAAACCUUGUCAUAGCACAUGUCUUUAAUGUACUAACUCAAGCAAUUAAAAUUGCACAAAAUGUGAUACAGGAAGAUAUUUAUUGCUGAUAACAACAAAAGAAGGCUCUUGUUAUAUUAAUUGUCCAGAUUCUUAUUAUAAUGAUGGUGUAUCAAAUUCUUGUUUAAGUUGCUUUGGUGGAUGCAGGACAUGUUCAGGACCUCUUAGUAAUUAAUGUGCAGCUUGUUUGCCUGGUUUCUAUUUUUAUAAUAAUUAAUGUAUAAAAAAUUGCCCUGAUGGAACAUAUGCAAACACACAAGCUCUUGUAUGUGAAGAAUGUAAUUUAACUUGUAAAACAUGCAAUGGACCUUUAGAUAAUAAUUGUGCUAGCUGUGGAGGUACAAGAUAUAUGCUUAACAAUUAAUGCAUAUCAAAUUGUCCUGAUGGUCAAUAUAAUGAUAUACCUACAAAUACAUGCAAAAAUUGUGAUCCAACUUGUAAUACAUGUUAUGGAGGUUAGCCAAACUAGUGUGAAACAUGUACUAACAGUAGGUUCUUGAAUACAAACACUCAUACUUGUGACACUGUUUGCCCUAACGGCUAAUAUUCAUAAAAGACUCCCCAGUAAAUUUGUAAACUUUGUAAUCCUAUUUGUAAUACAUGCUUAGGACCAUCAGAUUAAUAGUGUUCAAACUGCCCAGAUAAUAGGUUUUUGUGGAAUGGUUAGUGCUUGGCAAACUGUCCUAUUGGAUAUUUCCGUAUAAAUAAUCCAAAUUAAUGCGUUACUUGUGAUUCAACAUGCGCUCGUUGCAACAACAGCCCUUUACCAACUUAAUGUAUUUCUUGCAAUCCAGGAAGAUAUUUGUAUAAUUAAGAAUGUCUUUUGUAAUGUCCAGAUCACUACUAUGGAGAUACCACUUUAAAUAUUUGUAGUUUAUGUGAUAAAACCUGUAAAACUUGUACAGAUGUUAAUUAUAAUAAUUGCUUGAGUUGCUAUAAAGGAACAUAUCUCCUUAAAAACACAUGUCUAACUACCUGCCCAGUGCACUAUGUUCCAAAUGAUUUUUCUUAAACUUGUAUAGAAUGUCCUAAAGAAUGCGCUACUUGCUUAGUAAGUGACCCAACCAAAUGCACUAAGUGUUAAACUGGAUGGUAUUUACUUGACAUGCAGUGCCUGUAAAGAUGUCCUAAUACAUACUAUACAGAUUAUGAUACUUAAACCUGCCAGCCAUGCUGCUAAAACUGUGAAGUAUGUACUGGACCUAACCCAUAAGAUUGCUAAGUAUGGUUUAGAUAGAGUAUAUCGCUGUUAAAUUUGCUAAUAUUUUGGAUUUUUAUUGGAAAAAGCGCAUAUUGUGCAAUUGUUUUCUUAUUAGGUUAUUACUUAGAUUCUAAAUUUAAACCCAAAGGUCCAAGAUUACCAUUUAAAGAUCCAAGAGAAAUUCUUCCAUACACUAAAAUUGCACCUUUACCUUAGAUUGGAGCAAGUGGUAAUGAAGUUGCAAAUCGAAGAGGAAGAAAUGGUACUUUAAACCCAAAUACUAUUUCAUAAAAUCCAAACGGAUAAAACCCAGAAGAUUAAGAUUUUUAGAAGCCGCCAAAUUUAUUUGUAAAGAGCGGUGGUUUAUUAGAUGAUGAAAAUCAUGAUGAUGAUUUCAAUAGCCCAAAUAAACAAGGAAAAAAUAAGAAAAAACCAUUCAAUCCAAAUACUCCAAAAAACCCUUAAGAUGAUGAAGAUGAUGAUAAUGAUGGUAGUGAUGAUGAUUAAAGCCCUAAUAAGCAAAACCCUAACGAAGAUGAUGAUGAUGACGACGACGAUGAUGAAGACUAAGUUUAGCCUAGAAAUGCAGGAGAUACAUAAAAGUCAGAAAUGUCAAAUGGAAAUCCAGAAAACUCCAAUAAUCCUAAUAACCCUCAAAAGAAAGGAAUGAAGUUUUUAAGAAAAGUUAUACUCCGUCAUGGUACUUUAAUGAAAUUAAGAGGUGAUAUCCGUAAGAAAACAGACAAAGAAGUUCUUGAUUUGAUUAUUCCAAAAGGUGAAGAAUCAGAAAACAAAAAGAAGAAAAUUGGUGCAGAUGGUAUGGUUGUGGAAACUAUUGAUAUGGUAGAAGGUGAUGACAAUAAUCCCAAUGAAAAUAUUCCAAAAGCUUUCCAAAGAAAAAAAUCAAAAUAAGGAACUGUUACUUUUGAUAAUACUUCACCAAAUAGCAAAAAUAAAUUAAGAAUUAAUAAGAAAAAAAAUUCUACCAUUCCUAUGAUAGGAGGAGGUGAAAAUAAUGAAGAUGAUGAUGAAGAUUAAGAUGAUUUUGGACAUCUCAAUAAAAAUCCUCGAAAUGGAAGUAGGUAAGGAGAUUAAAAUAAAAACGAUAGGACAUAAUCUACUAUUUUUAACCCUCAUGCAAAUGGUACAACAAUGUUAAAUCAAACUACUAAUACUCGUCCAGCAACUGCUAAUAGUGGAAUUUCAGAUAAUAAAGAAUUAUUACAGAAUUAACCUACUUUAGGUAUUUUAGCAGAAAAAGAGAGAUCAAACAAAGCUAAUCUUAAAUUCCCUAACGGAGUUGGGUAUUUUAGAACUCUUCUGGAAUUCUAUGAAUUAACAACUAUAUUUAUGCAUUACGACUAUGAUUUAGAAAGACCUCUAAGAGCUCUUAUUUUCUUUAGCAAGCUUCUUUUUAUCUUUUGUAUAACAAGACCUUAUGAUAAUGAUGUUCCUUUAGUUGGUAUUAUUCUCUGUAUGUUUGGUUUGAAGAUUGUUAUGAACUGUUUGGAAAGAAUCAUGACAAAAAUAUCCAGAUUUUUCGACAAGUUACUUUUCAUAUUCUUUGCUAGUGCUGUCAUAUAUUGCUUAUUUAAUACUUUUUAUCUGUUUUUACCUGCCUUAGUUUGGGUUAGCCAUUCUUAAGAUUGGAGUUGGAGUUUGAAGUAUUUGAUUACGUUUGGUGUAGAUUUGCUGUUUUUCUAAAUUGGCUAUUUUACCAUCUAAUUUUAUGUUACAAAGCACAUUACUUUCUGCCAUUUCUUAAGUUUACCAAUGAGAUUAUUAGGAUAUCUCUUUUUCAAAGAAAACAUUUCUUAGUUCAUUUCAGUAUGAAAAUCUUUAGAAAAUAACUAAGAAAUGAGUUAACUAAUAAAAAUAAUUUAAUUAUUACUUAAAAACUAUAUUAAUACAUAUAUAUUUUCAAAAUUAUAGUUUGAUAUAAAUUAACUCAUAAUUAGAACUUUCUUU